UUUGAGAGCCACUGUGACAAAUCUCUCCACUACGCACGCUCAAUUCUUUAAACUCUUGCCAACUUCACAUCUAUUAUUGCCGGAAUGCUAUUUUUCCAAAUGUCAGCUGUCACUCACACAUGUCGAAUAACUGGAAUUCGCCAAUUACUAUUUUUCACACAAAAUCAACAAAUUGUUUUUGUUUUGUUUUUUCUUAUUUUUCUUUUAAGAAUAAAAUAAAAAUUACAUUUUAGAUGAGUUUAUUAAUUAUUUACAAAUUGCUUUUUCAUGAAAUACAUUGGUUGUUGGUUUAAUCGAUGAAAUGUUUCUUUAAAAUUAAGUUAAAGUGAAAUUUGUAACAAGCCAAGUGCCCAAAAGUGUUGCAAUGCAAAAAGUGAAAUGGAAAUCUUCUAAAUUAAAAAGUUAAAUAAAAUAAUUAAAGAUGGAAUCCAAUAAAAAAUCAAGUCCGGCAAAAAAACCAAAACCAAUCCAAAAGCCGCCUGUGUCAAAUAAAAAGAAAAACACAAAUAUCCCAAAUGCAAAAGCAUCACAAUCGUCCAGCAAAAAUGUGUCUAAUUCGACUAAAGCGUCGGAAAGUAACCCAACUGCCAAGGCAUCACAAUCGUCCAAUAAAAAUGAAUCCAAUUCGAAACAAUCGGCAGAUAAACCAACAAGUCGACAACAUUCUGAGCACAACGACAGAAGAUAUCAAAGACCAGAAAAACCCUAUCAUCGACAUUCAAAUCAGAGACGUGAUAAUAGAAACCAUUACAAUUCAAAUUACGACUCUGACCGAAAUUUCAAUCGAAGGCCAUACCAAAAUUGGAAUUCUUCUUCGAAUCCAAAUAAUUUCAGUAAUCGUGUGUGGCAACGUAACUAUAACUCAAAUCAUUCAUAUAAUCGAUAUGGAAAUUCAAAUUAUCAAAACUUUAAUAAUUUCCAAAGAGAUGGCGGAAACAAUUAUCCCAAUAAUCACUCACGGCAGCAAUCUGAAACUUUUAGAAACUUUCAAUCACCAAAUGUUGAAUCGGUGCAAAAUAACAUAGGCAAUUUUUUGGAUAAUUCCGAAAAUCAAAACUUUUGUGCGGAUAAUAGUGCUGGAGAUAUUCCGGUGCAAGAAAGCAAUCCACCUGAUACAGAACCUACUACAAUUCAAAAUCAAGAAGUUGCAUUUAAUCAACUUGAUGAAUACUUACCAAAUCAAGUUGACGAAAAUCAACAACUAAACAACGACACUUUUCCGCUGGAACAAUUAACAGAACAAAACCAAGAACAAGUUUCAUUUACCAUUGAAGAAAUUAAUGAAGAUUUUCAACCUAUCCAACAAAUACACGAAAAUAUUCAAGAAGAAUUGUCAACAAAUCAAAAUAUUCCUUCAGAGCAAUUUGAACAAUUAAACCAGUACAACAGUCCAAACCAAAGCACAAACGAUCUACUUGCCAAUAUAAAAACCGAACUUCCAGAACCAGAAUUUAAUUUAGACAACUGCCUUAAUAGUAACAAUCCUUCUCCUCUAAUUUCUGUUAUUCCGAUUUCCCGCUUAAUCAAAAGCGAAAUUCAAGACUUGAAUAGAAAUGAUAUAAUUGCUCCAACCACUCCCACUGGAACAUCUCCAAAGACGGCAGUUUGA
Episyrphus balteatus (marmalade hoverfly) is the source of this 1609-nucleotide messenger RNA. Its product is annotated as GATA zinc finger domain-containing protein 14-like. The transcript is spliced from 4 exons. Bases 422 to 1609 code for a protein of 395 amino acids. Lineage: Eukaryota; Metazoa; Arthropoda; Insecta; Diptera; Syrphidae. The record is from RefSeq and is a predicted model, not a curated record.